This is a messenger RNA of Lepidothrix coronata (blue-crowned manakin), 1616 nucleotides long. RefSeq lists its product as uncharacterized. The record is from RefSeq and is a predicted model, not a curated record. Bases 1 to 849 code for a protein of 282 amino acids. Gene Ontology annotation, cellular component: centrosome. Lineage: Eukaryota; Metazoa; Chordata; Aves; Passeriformes; Pipridae. The transcript has 8 exons.
AUGAAGUACAUGCGCUAUAAGCCUGUGGGGCCGGGGGAACUCCCAACUCUCAAGGAGCUCAGCAACAGUGAAAUCUGGAAAAUCUGGUCUGGAGCAUCUCGCUACAUCCACAGACAGCUCUUGCAGAAGAAGGCAGUGGAGAUUGGAGUUGGGACAUUUGCAAUUGUCCCAGUGCAUGCCAGUGUGGAAGAGGGCAAGGUUUUGACUGUUGAGAGACCUGUGUUCAUUACACUGCAUACUCUUCCCUUUCUCCCACUUGCAGUCAGCGUGCUGGAUCCAGUGUUCCUGGCUCGGCGGAGGGUUUCCCAGGCCAGCCAGCAGUCAAUGGAACCUGAUCAGCCUAAACACAAGGAGGCUGGCCGAGGAGGAUUCCUGCCUGGAAUCCAAGAGAAGACCGAUAAGAUGCUAAUUCACCCCACACCUCAAUCUGAGUCACGGUCAAAGCUCCCCGAAUGUGCUCCGCGACCCUCAGCAAUGGGAAUGCACUCCCUCUACAAUGAGAGGGAAGAAAGAGAGCUCCAGCUGCUGAUGGCAUCCAGGCGCCAUGAGGUGGAAGGUGAAGUGUGGCGCAAAUACUUUGGCAACCGAACGAGACAGGAGACAGAGCAAGGACAGACCUCCUGCCCCUACGUGUUUGAGGAUCCCUAUCGCCCUCCCUACCUCCUGAGAAAGGCCUACGCUGAGAAGCUGAAGGAGAAGGGGCGAAGCACGGCAAGGCAGAGCACAUUAGAGCAGCAGGAAGAGCUGCAGCUCCCGAGGAAAGUACUGGAAGACAAGGGGGUGCAGACAGGUCUGUUGGAGCACCGUUGGGACGGCCCAGGGACUGCCAGCCUUGGCAAGAAGAUGUGAGCAGCCCCAGAGAGACCCUUGUCACAGCAUCCACCCUUUUCAACGAGAGAGCUGCCAGGAAUGGGUGGCAGGGGCAAGGAAUGCCUUAGCAAAGGAGAACAUGCCAAAUAGAGGCUGCUGGUACCUGAUCCCAGCUGCAGUGACCAUGCUCCUGCCUUCACUCCCUUUCUCUGCAGGCCAAGGGGACAUGAGGGGCCCCUGCAGCCCCCUGGCCAAGGGGCAAAUGGGCUGGAGGUACCUGGUCCUGUCAACCAGUGGUGACAGGCUGUGGGACUGAAAAGAGUGGUGUCCCUUCCAGGCUAAAGGGCAUGGGGCUUCAAAGCACAGCUGUCCUGCAUCCAAACACUGCUUCGUAGGGAUAACCAGAGGUCUGUGACUGGUCACAGCACUGUUGGUACAGAUUCGUUCUGGCCAAAGAAAACAGUUGGCUUGAUGCUCCUUGAAGAGCUACACUGACAUGGAGAAAUGUGCUUUAUUGAUGACAGUCUUUUAGUUGAGCCCUUAGCUGACCCUCAGGAACUCUUCAGUGGCCUUCUUCGGAGAAAGUUUAUUCAUUUCGAAAGAGAGAUACUUUUAAAAGUGCCAAAGCCCUUUUUUUUCAAGGAAAACUACAGUAUGAAGAAAGGCCUAACCUGGAAUGUUAAAAGCACUAGCAGCAGCAGCAGUUUCUGAGGCUCACCUUUUCUAGCUGAGGAAACCUCAGUCAGGCCUGAUCACAUUCAUCUCUGCAAUGAGGAACCUCCAUCAGCUCUGUGUUCCUGUGUGCC